UUUUGCUGCCAAAUCAACUUUUCUUGGUCAAGAAUGUUGGGGCGGGGUGGGAGACCAGCCUUCUUCAUGUGGUUCAUUUUUCUACUUUACUUUAAGGCAUGUUUGGAGAAAAAGGCUCUGUGUGGAAGAGCAAAUGCUUCUUGCUGGCAACAUCACUAAAAGCAGUCAUUUAAGUCUCAGUUUCUGACAAACCACACAGAGAUGUUCUGUCCUGGCUCCCAUUCCACAAGUUCAAACCCAACUUAACCGAGUAUAGACGGUAGGAGCAGCCAGUUAGCUAGAACCUAUCUGAGGCUCAGGAGAGAUGAUAAUUUAUUAACAAAAUAAUGAUGGCCCCUCAGCAGUACUACAUUACUGUAUCUCCCACCUGCACCUCCUGUAACCCGCGCUUAUGUCUUUUAGCAAUGGAGACAAUCUUACAUACUCCCACCAGAGUCCUUCAGUGUUGCCUCUAGAAGCCUUCUUCAGUAUACAUAUGUCAUGUUGCAUAUCAGUGGGGGCCGUCUCCAACAACAGCAACAAAAUGAAUAUCAUUCUUCUACAAGUAAAAUAAUGCAAUUGAAUAUUUGGGGUGGGGAGAUCACUUUGUUGUGAUUCUCUAACACACACACACACACACACACACACACACACACCUAUUAACAGGCAUAACUGCAUUGACCUCAAUGAGAUUUCCUUUUCCUACGAUCUCAGUUCUGGACUGUACAGCUCUUUCAACAAAGUGGAGUAGAAAUAAGUUUAAAAACAGAAAUAACUAGGCUGCGAAAUGUUUCUGGAAGAUAAGUCUUCCUGUGAGAGACUGGCCACAGGAGGUUUUUAAAGGGACACAAGUCAGCUGUGUCCUUCUCAGAGAAGUGAACAGGUCUCAAAGAAAUGAGCGGUUCCCAAGAACAAAGGGCAAGGAAUGUGAUCCUCGGAUUUUAAAUAUGAGAAAAGCUGUCCUUUCUGAAAAAUUGCAACAGAAAAUGUAAUGGCAGGAAAUUCACUACACUCUCCCUCAUGUGUUACUAAAUUCCAAAAGUAAAAAGGUAUCUGUGCCUAAAAUGUACGUAAAUAAUGUGCUGUCUCGUGAUCCUCCCUACAGCCUGUCUGGGGACUCUUUAACUAUCCAUGGCUCUUAGAGAAAAGAAGCAAAGUACCAGAGGGAUUGCAGAAGUGUCUGACAGUCAGCCUUCACACCAAAGCUCGGUGGAUGGCGUGGCAGAGAAGAGAAGACAGACCACCGCUCAACUCCAUGAAAGGUAUAUCAUCUGAAAAUGAAAAUUAUAAUUCUUCUUGGACUCAUCGGAGCUACAUCGUCAGCCCCGCUUAUAACACAGCGUCUAUUGUCUGCUAGCAACAGCCAUGAGUUACUCCUGAAUCUUAAUAAUGGUCAACUUUUGCCACUGCAAUUUCAGAGCGCCUUCAACUCCUGGAUUCCUCCCUUCCCUGGGCUUCUACAGCAGCAACAGCAGCAGGCUCAGGUCUCAGGACGCCCACAGUUUCCUCUCUCAACACUAGAGAGCUUUGCUGGGCUAUUCCCAAAUCAGAUACCUUUCUCAAGACAGGUUGGGUUUGCCCAAGGAGGUCAGGCUGGCCAGCCAGACUUCUCACAGCAGCAGACACCAUCUCAGACCCAGCAGGCUAAUCCUAUGUCCUAUGUGGUUCCUGUAAAAGUGCCUCAAGAUCAAACACAGAUGUUUCAGUACUACCCAGUUUACAUGCUUCUGCCCUGGGAGCAACCACAGCAGACAGUCACAUCCUCUCCCCAGCAGACAGGGCAGCAGCUAUACGAGGAACAGAUACCAUUCUAUAAUCAAUUUGGAUUUGUACCACAACAAGCAGAACCUGGUGUACCAGGAGGACAGCAGCACUUAGUUCUUGACAGCUUUGUAGGCACAGCUCCAGAAACUCCUGGAAUGCCAGCAGUAGAAGGCCCGCUGUAUCCACAAAAAGAACCAAUCGGCUUUAAGCAAGAUAAUGUAGGCGUUUCCACGCCCUCAACUUCACCAAAACCCGACACGGGCAAUUUUUUCACUUCUGAAAUAAACCCGACGAUUGCUCCACUGCUUCCAGAACAGAAGGUCAAUGCUGAUAGCCUAAGAGAACCAUAAGACUUUGUUUACAUCACUCAGAAGUUUUGGAAGAAGAUGAGAUGGUACCUUGGCGUCUUUUAAAGAUUAUUGUCUUCUUAUAUGCUAAUAGAAGUUUGUUUAAUGAUAUAAAGCCUCUUCACUGAUCUCAUUUUUCUUUACUUAAAAAAGAUAUACUAUUGAUGUCACAAAAAAUAAUGUAUCAUGGAAAAAUCCUAUCUUUAUAAUGUUGUCAUUUCCCCAAAGAUUAUGGGGUUAUAUAAUCUGGAAAAUGACAAGCACUAAAAAUAAAGCAUAUUUAACCAAAAAAAAAAAAAAAA
This is a messenger RNA of Rattus norvegicus (Norway rat), 2392 nucleotides long. RefSeq names its product odontogenic, ameloblast associated (gene Odam). The record is from RefSeq and is a predicted model, not a curated record. Lineage: Eukaryota; Metazoa; Chordata; Mammalia; Rodentia; Muridae. Gene Ontology annotation, cellular component: extracellular region; cytoplasm; nucleus.